Verruconis gallopava is the source of this 1145-nucleotide messenger RNA. Its product is annotated as ribosomal protein L15. Bases 46 to 942 code for a protein of 298 amino acids. Gene Ontology annotation, biological process: translation. Gene Ontology annotation, molecular function: structural constituent of ribosome. NCBI's taxonomy places the organism in Eukaryota, Fungi, Ascomycota, Dothideomycetes, Venturiales, Sympoventuriaceae. Gene Ontology annotation, cellular component: mitochondrial large ribosomal subunit. The record is from RefSeq and is a predicted model, not a curated record. The transcript is spliced from 3 exons.
CGAGAUCUGUCUGAAUCUUUCUCUCUCUCAUCAGUGACAAGUCCAAUGCCGCCACGAAUACCGGUGCCGCGGCUGCAAGGCCCCUUGAGCCUGCGCAUUCGGACCUCGAGACCCGUCCCGUCGACGCUGCUGCCGCUCGUUGCGGCGCCGCCGCAGCCGCAGCCGCAGCCGCAGCAGCAGCAGCACCGGUGCGCGUCCAUCCUCUCGGACCUGCGGGACGUACGGGGCGCGUACAACAAGCGCAUCAGGAGGGGGCGAGGCCCCGCGUCGGGAAAGGGCAAGACGUCGGGCAGAGGCCACAAAGGUCAGAAGCAGCAUGGAAAGGUGCCGGCUGGCUUCAACGGCGGGCAGACGCCGGACGAGGUGGUAGCGGGAAGGCGAGGCUUCACGAACAUAUUCUCGCUGGAGAUGUCGGAAGUGAACGUGGACAGGAUACAGAGCUGGAUCGACCAGGGCAGACUGGAUCCCUCCAAACCGAUCACGAUCAAGGAGCUGUGUAGCUCGAGGUGCUUACACGGUGUCAAGGACGGAGUCAAGCUACUUGCCAGAAAUGGGGAUCAGCUCAAAACGCCCAUCAACAUCAUCGUCUCGCGUGCCUCCGCCGCCGCCAUCCAAGCCGUCGAGCGAGCCGGCGGCACCGUCACGACCCGCUACUAUACUGCCAUGUCCAUCAAGCGUGUCAAACAGGGUCUCAGCCACCCAUUCCUUUCCCUCAUGUCGAAAUCGGAGGACCAGUCGUGGAAGGACUACCAGUACAGGCUGCCCGAUCCAGCCGGCAGGAAGGACAUAGAAUACUACAGGGACCCCGCUCACCGCGGAUACCUGAGCUGGCAGCUCCAGAAGGGUCAGAGUCCAAGUUUGUUCUGGAAGACGCCUGGCUUCGGUGAGAAGAAGACCAAGUCGGUCGCGAAGAAGCAGGCUGCGGAGAACAUGCUUUGGUGAGGACAGCAGCUGGACAUGUAACAUUAGAUGUAUUAGACGCAAAAUGCAAUAGCUGGCAACACGUAAGUCACGGUAGCAAUCGGCGGUCAAACCUGUCGCCUGGGAUCUUCCACGCUGCUUCAAACGUACGUGGCAUCGAAAUCUGGCACGAGGCAACUCGAAAGAGUUGGCCCAACGUACAUGCACGACCAGGAACAUGUAGG